GUCGUUUUAUUGUUUUCGUUGUGAAAUUCCCGCAAAUAAAAUCAAAGAAUAAAUAAAAUUAAAAAUGAGCACUUGGAAUCCGGAAUACGAUGUGGAGCUAACCGACUCCGAGGAUGAGAUUGCAAUGAAACGCGACUUUCACGGACGCGAGGCAAUACUCUUUGUUGUGGAUGCCAAUCUAGAGACAGAACGCCUGAUGGAUGCGCUGAAGCUAAUACGCGGCGCCUUCAUCUCGGGCAUGCUGGUAAAUGGCAAGGAUCUGAUGGGCCUGGUGUUUGCCAACACCAAACAUAGUCCACCGCCGCAGGAGCUGCAAUGCCUGGAGAAUAUUGUGGUGCCGGCAAACUGUGCCGUCUUCCUGCCGCUGCGACAGCUCACAAAGGCCAUAGUGGAACACUAUCUGGAAUUUAUGGCCAGCGCAGAGGAGCUGUUCGCCAGCGAAUAUGGCCUGGCGGAGCCAGAUGGACGCGGCAGCUUUGCCUAUAUGAUACGCCUCUGCAUUGAGCUGCUGGAGAAGUGUGGCAAGAAGCUAAACAAUGCCAAGAUUGUGUACCUUACGGACGUCGAGGAGCCGCAUCCGUCAUCCAGCCGCGAGUUUCAAGCGGCGCUGCAAAAGGCCAGCGAUCUAGAGGGCAAGGAGUUCGAGUUCCAGGUGGUGCCCAUGACCGAUGACUUCAACUAUGACCCCUUCUACAAGGAGUUCAUAACGCUGUCGAGAGCCAUUGAAAUAGAUUCGUUUCGCGUGCCCGAUGCGCAGCUGCAGCGCGAGAUUCUAGAAGAUCGCAAACUCAGACAGGACUUCCUGCGCCGCUGCCUGGGCCACUUCACACUCUCGCUUGGUCCCAAUGUGUCCAUAUCGGCGCAGUACUACAACUACUUUUAUCGACACGUCUAUCCAAAAAAGGUGCACAUCAUGCGGCGCGACAACAGCGUCGUGCAGAAGCGCCGUCAGAUUAUUGUGCGGCAGGAGGACAAGGACACGGAACAGAUAACGCACGAGUAUCAAAUCAAGAUGACGGGCGGCUGGUACGAAUGCAAAGUGGGCGGUGAAGUUCUUCGUGUGACCACGGAACAAUUAAAUCGUGUACGCAAUCUGCAUCCGCCUGGCAUGAUGCUUCUAGGCUUCAAGCAUCGAUCCGCGCUGCCAGAUGUUAUCUACAGCAAGCCCUGCAACUUUAUGUAUCCGGAUGACCAGAACAUAAUUGGCUCCAAGCGGCUGUUUCGCGCGCUGUGGCAGCGUUGCUUGGAGCGCGAAAAGAUCGCCAUUUGCCUGUUUCUGUGCAAGCGCAAGUCUGUGCCGCGCUAUGUGGCGCUGGUGCCUGUGGAGGCCGCCCAGCCGGAUGACAAAAACUAUCGCUCGCUGCUAUCGGGAGAUGGCUUCAAGAUUGUCUACUUGCCGGAGUCCAAGCAUAUACGUCGGAUAGAUUUGAGCGACUGGAACAAAAUUGACAAUACCGCAACGGACGAGGGCGUCGAUUUCUUUCAAAAGGUCAUCAGGAAACUGAGCGUCGACUACCAGCCCAAUCUCAUCAACGAUCCCAAUCUGGAGGUGCUGCAGGCCAAUCUGCUUGCGCUCGCCUUAAACUUUAAAACCGAACAGGACGGUCUUACCCAGCUGCCCGAUCCAGCGUUGCAAAACAAGCGCAUCGAAAAGUUUUUGCCCACCUAUGAGACGAUCUUUGAACCCGAAAUUGAACCGGCCAAAAAGCGUACAGCCAAGCCCAGUUCCGACGAGGGCAGUGCGCCAAAAAUGCCAAAAAUUGAAGAGUCGCAACUAAGCAGCUACGAAUUUGUGGAAAGGCUAAUCAAGGAUAAGCUUCUGGGCUCCUGCACUGCCAACCAGCUCCGCCUCAUACUCGAUCAACACUUUGACGUCAAGCCAGCCAAAUCUGCAACCAAGGCUGUGCUCAUAGAACGCAUCGAAACGCUGAGCGCUUAAACUGCUUUGUUGUAGACAUUCGUCGUUAGUUGUUAAACUGAAAUAUGCUGAAUGUUAAUUAGACUAAGUGUUGUUAGAUUGCAACAGGAUCUGGAUAUCAGUGAAUGAAUUGUUAUAAACUUAAAUUUGUCAACCUGUGUCAUAAGAGAAAAAGAGAUAAGGAAAAUGCGAGACUAGCCUAUA
Molecule: messenger RNA, 2122 nt
Organism: Drosophila virilis
Lineage: Eukaryota; Metazoa; Arthropoda; Insecta; Diptera; Drosophilidae
Gene: Irbp
Product: Inverted repeat-binding protein
Biological process (GO): telomere maintenance; double-strand break repair via nonhomologous end joining
Cellular component (GO): Ku70:Ku80 complex; nucleus
Molecular function (GO): DNA helicase activity; damaged DNA binding; double-stranded DNA binding
Source: RefSeq, a predicted model, not a curated record